AUGGAGGAUUUAUCAAAGUCGUGGAAAAAAUUAUCACUAACAAAGAAAGAGGAAUCCAGAUUUGUAUUGCUGAAGGUACAAAGGAAGAAUGAGUACUUGAUAGUGGCGAAGUUUUUAACGACGCGAGCGCUAAAUAUGGAGGCAAUGGGUCGAACUUUUAAACAAGUUUGGAGGUGCAGCGACGGCUUAAUGAUUAGAAAUAUGAAUGAUCAUAAAGUUCUAUUUGGGUUUGAUGAUGAGAGGGAUGUUAAUCGAAUUUUGAUGAACCAACCAUGGAGUUUUGAUAAACAUUUGGUGGUGGUCAUGAGGUAUGAGAAGGAUAUUUCGCUGCGAUCUUUGUCUUUCAAUGUCGUGAUGUUUUGGGUUCAGGUUCGUGAUAUCCCUAUACGAUACAUGACUACUGAGGUGGUUGAACAACUAUGUGAUAUUAUUGGGGAGGUGGUAAGAUCCAUUGGAGUAGAAACUGAGGAAGGGAGCUGCUGCAUGCAGGUACGAGUAAAAAUUGACAUAACUGAACCUUUGUGCCGUGGGAGACUCAUAACUCUAGAGAAUGGUGAGAAAACUUGGGUGGUUUUCAAGCUUUCCCACGGUGAUAGAGAUUGUCCGCUUUGGUUACAGAGCAAAGGAACUCUAAAGGAAGAAGAUCAACAGUUUGGGCCCUCACUAAGAGCAACACCGUACAAUCUGACGAAUCAAAGGGUGAUCUAUGUUCCGGGAUUUUAUGAUAAGUUGGGCCUGAAGGAGGAUGAGGCGCUGAGAAGAAAGGAGUCCGAUGCAAGUGAGGUGGUCGGAAACAUAAAUUCCGGGAAGCGAGUUGCUGAAAGUUCGAAUAUGGAAAGAGAGGAGUUUGCGGAGGAAUUAAAUGCUAGGUUGAAUGCUGUGAAAAGGAAUGUUACCAACUUGGAAACAGGCACCGAAAUUAGGGGGAGGGUAAUUGAUUUGGAACCAAAUAAGGAAGUCAUUAAUUCUGUUAAAAACUCUAUCCAUCAAGAGUGUGAUUCGGGGAAAAGCAUUGAUGAGCCGAAGUGGGCCUCUGAAAAUUUGAAAACAUGUGACAAAGGGCUAGAGGCACGUGAGGAAGGAUUAAUUUUUUUGGAGGAAGGGGUGGAGUCUAGCACGAAGAAGCCACGUGACUACCCAAAUGAAUUCUUUAGUCGCCAAAUCGAGGAGAUUGACAGUGCACUAAAAAAAUAUGAUAAGGGUCUGGGGGAAAAACUUUGCGAGGAGUAUGGAAGUAGGGAACAACUGAUCAGAUCACUAGAGAAGGAUAAUGAUUCUACGGGUGAAAUGCAAGAGGGAGUUAAAGCAAGAAACUCCUCAAAUUCGCACAAGGUGGGUAAGUGGUCAAGAGUACAAUCUAUUAAGGCUGUAUCAAUGGAACCCUUGGUGAUUGAGAUUGGAAAAAAAAAAGAAAUCUAG
Quercus lobata is the source of this 1419-nucleotide messenger RNA. RefSeq lists its product as uncharacterized. NCBI's taxonomy places the organism in Eukaryota, Viridiplantae, Streptophyta, Magnoliopsida, Fagales, Fagaceae. The record is from RefSeq and is a predicted model, not a curated record. Bases 1 to 1419 code for a protein of 472 amino acids. The transcript has 2 exons.